Penicillium digitatum Pd1 is the source of this 1248-nucleotide messenger RNA. RefSeq lists its product as uncharacterized. Gene Ontology annotation, cellular component: nucleus. The record is from RefSeq and is a predicted model, not a curated record. Gene Ontology annotation, biological process: DNA alkylation repair; regulation of DNA-templated transcription. NCBI's taxonomy places the organism in Eukaryota, Fungi, Ascomycota, Eurotiomycetes, Eurotiales, Aspergillaceae.
AUGACGGAGGCCGCUGGCAUAUCCAGGCAUCAGUCCCACAAACCUCGUCCAGAAAAGCGGCAAAAGCGGCCGCAAUUGACGCACUUCCUGUGUCUCCCUCUAGUAAACACUAAAUCGCUGCCGCAGCUGGAAUUGUCACUUGUUGCCUUUAAAACCGCCCAUCUCGCUGAGCCCGGGUCACCUUUUCAAUCGACCCCCAAUGGCCAAGGGGCCACCUUCAGCCUGGGUCUUCCCAGCACAGCCUUUCGUCCUCUGGGCACGCUUCACCUUACUCUUGGGGUGAUGAGCCUUACCAAUAAAGAGCGUCUCGGUCAAGCUCUUGCUUUUUUCCAAUCCAUCGAUCUGGCAGAGCUGAUGAACGAAGCAGAGCGAGCCACCCACACACAGCAAAGAAGUGCCCUUCACCCAUCAUCGCCAUUGACCAUUUCUCUUGAGUCAUUACAUGCUCUGCCGCAAGUCAGGUCAGCAUCAAUACUAUAUGCAUCCCCGAUCGACCCUACAGGCCGCUUGCUACCGUUUUGCAUCAAGCUCCGUGACAAAUUCAUCGAAGCUGGCUUCAUCCAAAGCGAGUCUGAUAGAAGACCAGCAGGAAGACAAAAGCCGACCAUUCGCUUUGUCCAAGACUGCCACCAGGCCUUUGAGUCCGGUAGCAGUUCUAUUGAUGUGUCUUCACACUCACGAGAAAGCAAAACUCUCUCCGAACCCCCUGGCGCGUCGAGAAACCCGGACCCAUCCAUAACUGUAAGAACCCGAGACCCAAAACCGCAACCACAACCACUCCUCCUGCACGCGACUCUUGUCAAUACCAUUUACGUUCGUGGCCGACAGGGCCAGAACAAAGAUUCAAAGAGCAGAACUCUACCCGAACGCCUUACAUUUGAUGCUCGCAACCUGAUUUCUCAAUAUUGUAACUACUACUCCGAUGAUAAUCAAACUAUCCCACAUCCAGCUCCUGCUGUAUCUUACGAGAAUAGCAAAAAUCACCACAGCCGUGCGAAGUCUUCGCCAAUCCCCAACAAAAACAUUAUUUCCUCCAACCAUGAAAGCUAUCCGGACACUCCUUUCCCACCGUUUCUCCCACCGUCACAGGGCUAUCCUUUCAUUUGGGCGAAGGAAAUUCCUCUGGAUACCAUCUGCAUUUGCGAAAUGGGUGCCAGGAAACUGCAUCCCGUUGUCAACGACAACGGUUUGAAUGAACGCCUCGGCGAGAAAUAUACGGUCGUUGCAGAACGGAGUCUAAAUCCAUGA